Messenger RNA from Tilletiaria anomala UBC 951, 774 nucleotides. RefSeq lists its product as uncharacterized. The transcript is spliced from 2 exons. Bases 1 to 774 code for a protein of 257 amino acids. NCBI's taxonomy places the organism in Eukaryota, Fungi, Basidiomycota, Exobasidiomycetes, Georgefischeriales, Tilletiariaceae. Gene Ontology annotation, molecular function: hydrolase activity. The record is from RefSeq and is a predicted model, not a curated record.
AUGUCUUCGAGCGCCUUCUGCUCUCACUGCAUCGAGCUCAACGAGCUCCCCGGCAAGCCGACCGGCCAUGAGACUGAGGUCGUCGGGGUCAGCUCUUACGUGGCUAAGGGUAGCAAGAGGGGCACGAUUGUCAUCGCAACUGACAUUUUUGGCCUUGGUAUCCCCAACCCGAUGAUCAUCGCCGAUAACUAUGCCAAGGAGUCCGGCUUUACGACUAUCGUCCCAGACCUUUUCAAAAAGGACCCGAUCUCGCCGAGCGACUUUCAACUGAAGAAGCACACCAACGAUUCGGACCCCAAGCCCGCCGAGGAGAACUUCGCCAACUUUGGAAAGUGGCUCGAGAGGGGCCAUGGUGUAGAAGACACUUACCCCACCUUCAAAAAGGUGGUGGAGGCGCAGGCGAAGGAAGGUCCAGUUGCUGUGAUCGGAUACUGCUACGGCGGAAAGCUCUCCAGCUUUGCAGCGCAAGAUGCUAUUGUUAAGGGUGCCGUUAUCAAUCACCCGGCCAUGCUGGAGAAAGGCGAGGCGUCGAAGAUCAAGACGCCAAUCCUGCUCAUCACAUCUGAGACGGACCCUAUAUUCUCAGAGGAUGUCAAGAACGACUGGACCGACACACUUAAUAAGGCUGGUCUGCUUGAUUCCAAUAGCCAGACAUACUCUGGUGCUGUCCAUGGCCACGCUUGCAGGCCAGACUUGACCAAGCCUGACAUCAAGCACGCUUACGAGGACAGUUUUAAAAACUCUGUCACAUUCUUCAACCGCGUGCUUGCUUGA